Messenger RNA from Limanda limanda (common dab), 973 nucleotides. Its product is annotated as immunoglobulin kappa light chain-like. Gene Ontology annotation, biological process: response to bacterium. The coding region runs from base 2 to 973 and encodes 323 amino acids. The transcript is spliced from 3 exons. The record is from RefSeq and is a predicted model, not a curated record. NCBI's taxonomy places the organism in Eukaryota, Metazoa, Chordata, Actinopteri, Pleuronectiformes, Pleuronectidae.
CAUGAAGACAUCUCCGAAGUUCGUUCUCUACCUGACAUGUUUCUUCUUGGGGAAAAUGGGUGAGUUGUUUCAGAUGCAUCAUUUUAUCUUGUCUCAUCAAGACAGUGGAUUCAUAUCAGCUGAUGUUGGAUACAACUUGACUUUGCAGUGUUUCUAUGAAGAGAGAAACGAUAAGAUGUAUUGGUACAAACAAACACCAGGACAGAAACCUCGAAUCAUCUCAGUGACGUACAAAUCCACUAAAAGAGAUGCGUUAUUGAAUGAAUUCAAGGACAAUCAACGCUUCACUGUGGAAACUAUUGGUGUUGUGAGUCACCUAAAAAUCUCAGAUCUGCAGCUUUCAGACUCAGCCACUUACUACUGUUUAAAGGGUCCUUUAAGUGUGCUUGAGUUUACUGAGGGCGUCACUGUCAGUGUGAAAGGUUCAGGGUCUAACAUCCAGGCUCUGGUGCAUCAGUCUGAGAGCAUCCAGCCAGGAGGUUCUGUGACUCUCAGCUGUACAGUUCACACUGGGACCUGUGAUGGAGAACACAGUGUUUACUGGUUCAAGAGCUCUGAAGAUCCUCAGCCAGGACUCAUCUACACCCACGGAGACAGGAACGAUCAGUGUGAGAAGAAACCCGACAAUCAGACACACACCUGUGUCUACAACUUGUCAAUGGAGAGACUGAACCGUUCUCAUGCUGGGACCUACUACUGUGCUGUCACUGCAUGUGGACACAUUGUGUUUGGAGACGGGACCAAGCUGGAGUUUGAUGGUGAGUCGCUACCAGAGACUCAUUUAAUGAAUAGUGACAGUCACCUAGAAAGAGACAGGGCAAAAAAAUUGAAUGUGGGCUCUGAUGACCUGAACUACGCAGGACUGAGUUUCCUUCCAAGGGCAGAGCGGAGCAGAAGGCCUGCUAGAGAGAGAGAGCCGGAGCCUAAUGUUGUCUACGCCACCACCAAGCACUCAAGAAACCACCGGAAGUGA